Messenger RNA from Salvia splendens (bonfire salvia), 1443 nucleotides. Its product is annotated as hippocampus abundant transcript 1 protein-like. The record is from RefSeq and is a predicted model, not a curated record. NCBI's taxonomy places the organism in Eukaryota, Viridiplantae, Streptophyta, Magnoliopsida, Lamiales, Lamiaceae. Gene Ontology annotation, molecular function: transmembrane transporter activity. The coding region runs from base 134 to 1288 and encodes 384 amino acids. The transcript is spliced from 14 exons. Gene Ontology annotation, biological process: transmembrane transport.
AACACACAAUGGAGAAGGUAUUUGGGCUGAGCCACCUCUUCAUGACGGUGUUCCUCCACUGCUUCGCAAACUUCAUGGUGGCUCCGGCCAUCACUGACGUCACCAUGGCGGCGCUUUGCCCCGGAGAAGACGAAUGCUCCUUGGCCAUAUAUCUCACCGGAGCUCAACAAGCGGUAACUGGACUGGGGUCACUCAUGAUAAUGCCUUUGGUUGGGAAUCUCUCCGACAUUUAUGGAAGAAAAUGAUUCUGGCGUAUGGCAGGACAAGAUAUUACUUCUAUGCUUAUUAUGUGCUGAAAACUCUGUUUUCAAUGGCUACUGAAGGCAGUGUCCACUUUCUUGCUCUUGCUUAUGUGGCCGAUAAUGUCCCAGAAAGCCGAAGGGCUGCAGUUUUCGGCAUCAUGUCCGGCUUCGCUUCUUCCUCCUUCGUCCUUGGAAACUUAUCCACUCGAUUUCUCUCCACUUCAGCCGUUUUCCAAGUUGCUGCUGCGAUGUCCAUCGUUGCAUUGGUCUACAUGAGAGUCUUUCUUCAAGAGUCCAUCGCCAGCAGCGUCUCUUCUUGCAAGAGCUCAGAAACCGAGUGCCUUCUCGAGAAAUCUCCCUCCAAAAAAUGGAACAUUUUCAAGACUCUUCCAUCUCUAAAUGAAUCCAUCUCCUUGUUGAAGACAAGCCCAACAUUUUCCAAAGCAGCUGCAGUUGCAUUCUUCAUCACAGUUGCAGAUGUUGGCCUCUUUUCUUCAUUGACAUACUAUUUGAAGGCUCAGUUCCACUUCAACCAAGAUCAAUUCGCCGAUCUUAUGAUUAUAGCCGGAAUUGCAGGAGUAGUAUCACAGCUCAUCAUCAUGCCUGUACUAACUCCACUCAUGGGAGAAGAAAAGAUGCUCUCGGUUGGACUGUUUUUUGCCUGCGCUCAUAUUGUACUUUACAGUAUCGCGUGGGCACCUUGGGUACCUUACGCUGCAGCAACGCUAUCACUUCUGGCUAGUUUUGCUCUUCCAUGUCUGCGUAGUAUCGCAUCCAAACAAACCGGACCGAAUGAACAGGGUAAGGUUCAAGGCUGCAUAACAGGGAUCGGCUCCUUCGCCAACAUCGUCUCGCCUCUUGCUUUCAGCCCUCUAACAGCUCUGUUUUUAUCAGACAAUGCGCCGUUCCACUUCCCCGGAUUCAGCAUUAUGUGCUCUGGCUUGGUUGCUAUGAUUGCGUUCGUGCAUAGCACAACAAUAAGGCCGCCCCCGACACCUUCCAAGAGCGAUAUUUGCAGCUCCAGCACCGCGGACCCUUUAGUUUGAGCCGCGCGCGAUUGUGUCUUGGUAUUCAUUAGUGCUUAUCCUGUUUAUAGUGAUCAGAAUCUAGCUAGGUAUGUUGAAAUUAGAAAUGUAUGAAAAUAGUUAUGAAUGUAUAUGUUAUCAAACAUCAUAUGGGAAAAUAUAUUUUUUCUGAUUCA